Messenger RNA from Fukomys damarensis (Damara mole-rat), 1256 nucleotides. It is a transcript of the gene Nt5c3a, whose product is annotated as 5'-nucleotidase, cytosolic IIIA. Lineage: Eukaryota; Metazoa; Chordata; Mammalia; Rodentia; Bathyergidae. Gene Ontology annotation, cellular component: cytoplasm. Gene Ontology annotation, molecular function: 5'-nucleotidase activity; magnesium ion binding. The transcript is spliced from 9 exons. The record is from RefSeq and is a predicted model, not a curated record. The coding region runs from base 162 to 1019 and encodes 285 amino acids.
AUAGGCCGAGGGUGGAAAACAAUGGCUGUCUACGUGCCUUCGGCAGAGAGCUAAUGACACUUCCUUCUUCGUCCUAGCAGCAGUCUCAGACCCCGUUUCUGCGGAAGUCUCGCUUCGCUCCUGGGAUCGGGCGAUAGCCAACCCUCCCGCGCCCCACCUCGAUGCCGCAAUUCCAGAGAAGUUCAGUUCGCAUCAAGAACCCCACAAGAGUAGAAGAAAUCAUCUGUGGCCUUAUCAAAGGAGGAGCUGCCAAACUUCAGAUCAUAACGGACUUUGACAUGACACUAAGCAGGUUUUCCUACAGAGGGAAGAGAUGCCCCACAUGUCAUAAUGUCAUUGAUAAUUGUAAGCUGGUUACAGAUGACUGUCGAAGAAAGCUGCUGCAGCUGAAGGAGCAGUAUUACGCUAUUGAGGUGGACCCUGUGCUCACCGUGGAGGAGAAGUACCCCCACAUGGUGGAAUGGUAUACAAAGUCACAUGGACUGCUCGUUGAGCAAGGUAUACCGAAAGCUAAACUGAAGGAAAUUGUGGCAGAAUCUGAUGUGAUGCUUAAGGAGGGGUAUGAGAAUUUCUUCGAUAAGCUCCAACAGCACAGUAUCCCUGUGUUUAUAUUUUCGGCGGGUAUUGGUGAUGUUCUAGAGGAAGUUAUUCGUCAAGCUGGAGUUUAUCAUCCGAAUGUCAAAGUCGUGUCCAACUUCAUGGAUUUUGAUGAAAAUGGGGUGCUCAAAGGAUUUAAGGGAGAACUAAUUCAUGUAUUCAACAAACACGAUGGUGCCUUGAAGAAUACGGACUACUUCAGCCAGCUAAAGGAUAACAGCAACAUAAUUCUGCUGGGAGACUCCCAGGGAGACUUGCGGAUGGCAGAUGGGGUGGCCAAUGUUGAGCAUAUUCUGAAAAUCGGGUAUCUAAAUGAUAGGGUGGAGGAGCUAUUAGAAAAAUACAUGGACGCUUACGAUAUUGUCUUAGUAAAAGACGAGUCGCUGGAGGUGGCCAACGCCAUUCUGCAGAAGGUUCUGUAGCGGGUGUGGAGGGCCUCCUGCCUGCCGGAAGACAGACUUACGCGGACGCUCGGUGCGCAGCUGCAGCGUGCAGACCUGGUGCAUCCUCCAACUGGAAACUCCUCCACCUCUCAGUACACUCCACGCCGUGGUUUUUAAUCACUUAAAGAGAUUUACAGCCAGAAUUAGAAAAGUAACUCCUACUUUUCCAAGGUGAAUUUUGUAGUUUAAUGUUAUCAUGCAUUUUUUUUUUUUUUU